Pochonia chlamydosporia 170 is the source of this 588-nucleotide messenger RNA. RefSeq names its product U1 small nuclear ribonucleoprotein C. The record is from RefSeq and is a predicted model, not a curated record. The transcript is spliced from 5 exons. Lineage: Eukaryota; Fungi; Ascomycota; Sordariomycetes; Hypocreales; Clavicipitaceae. Gene Ontology annotation, biological process: mRNA 5'-splice site recognition; spliceosomal snRNP assembly; mRNA splicing, via spliceosome. Gene Ontology annotation, molecular function: zinc ion binding; pre-mRNA 5'-splice site binding. The coding region runs from base 1 to 588 and encodes 195 amino acids. Gene Ontology annotation, cellular component: U1 snRNP; nucleus.
AUGCCAAAAUUCUUUUGCGACUACUGCGAUGUCUACCUUACCCACGACUCCAUGAGCGUGCGCAAGGCUCACAACAGCGGAAAGAACCAUUUGCGCAAUGUAGUAGACUACUAUCAACAAAUCGGCCACGAAAAGGCACAGUCGGUCAUCGACUCCAUCACUUCAUCCUACGCCGCCGAAGGCCAAGCACACGCGAACCCAAUGCUGCCGCAGAACCAGCCCGGCAAUGCUUUCCCCCCGCCAUUUCCCUUCCCAGGCGGCCCUCCCCCAUUUCCCGGCAUGCCUGGUGCAGCUCCUGGCCAAUUCCCUCAUGGAAUGCCCCCUCCUCCCGGCGGUGGUCGCGGCAUGCCUCCUAUGCCUCCUUUCCCACCUGGACCUAAUGGAUUACCUGUUCCUCCUCCCGGAGGCUUGCCCUUCCCUCCACCUCCCGGAGGUCUUCCUUUCCCCCCUCCAGGAGCUUCUGGCACUCCUCCGAAUUUCCCUGGUGUGCCGGGAAUGCCUCCUCCAGGUCAAGGCUUCCCACCUGGAUCUGCUCCACCACCUGGUUUCCCCGGCGGACCUGGCGCGCCUGGACAGGACAGGAGGUAG